AUGGCUUCAGGAAUCGCUGCCCAGGUUUUUGCGGUAUUCCUGGGUGUAUUGUUUAUUGCUUCAGGUUCUGUGAAAACAAUAAAGCUUAAUUCGUCGCUUUACCGAGAACUGCUAAAAGCCUUUAUUAAUUUAACUAAUGCGUCACCUAUCCGUCUGCUUGGUUUAAAAACCAGCCCACUUGUCUACAUGCAAACGUCUGGUGUUAUUGAACUUAUUUGCGGCACGACCCUUGCGACAGGUACUUUACGCUCUCAAAGUGUCGCGUGCAUUGGAUUAAUGAGCUUAAUGUUCCUCACGUCUUACUGCCACAUGGUAUUAGGCGACGUCGGCAGUGUAAGUUUUUAUGAUAAGUUAAUUUUAAAUAGGCUGUUGUCCCCAUUGGAUACCUGGUUCUUUUAUAUUGGCUGCACUCUUCGCUCAAAAGUAGACAGUCUGAAUCUCAUUCACUGUAGUCUUCUUUUUUUUAAUUUUGCCCCAAUCUAA
Messenger RNA from Mesocestoides corti, 483 nucleotides. The record is from the annotation of a GenBank genome assembly. NCBI's taxonomy places the organism in Eukaryota, Metazoa, Platyhelminthes, Cestoda, Cyclophyllidea, Mesocestoididae.